AUGUUGGCAAACAAAAAUGAUAUUUGAAAUAAUUAUUUCAAAUGUUAAUAUUGGCAUCACUGGUUAUUUUCGCAACUUGUGAAACUUGUGAAGAUUCAUAUUUGUGUUUACAUAUGGCACAAUGGAUUUUAUUUGCUAGGAAGCUGAAGAGUUCGAAUAUGUGCGAUGAAAAUUUUCAUGUGUAAUUUUUACUGGCAUUGUUGUUUCUUAGUAGUGUUUAAUUUAUGAAUUACUGAUUAUUUUUUUUGAAAUCAUGGCAGAAGACUUAAGUCCUGAACAAACAGAGAAGAUAGUUCAAUUCCAGGACCUGACGGGCAUAGAGGACAUGACGGUGUGCCGAGACGUGCUGCAGCGGCACGCCUGGGACCUGGAGGUGGCCGUGCAGGAGCAGCUGAACCUGCGCGAGGGCCGGCCGUCCGUGUACCGGCCCGACUCGGCGCCCCUGGCCCUCGUCGACGACCGCGCCGCCCAGCACACGUACUUCGCCCCCCCGCCCUCGGGCUACAGCUACCCGCGCGACGGCCUGCUCGGCUUCGUCAAGUACGUGCUGGGGCUGGUGGUGCGCGUGGCCUACAACGCCGUGUCGGGGGUGCUGUCCUCCGUGUGCCGGCUCUUCCUCCCGGACCCCAGGACCUAUGUUUCAGACCCGCUGGGGGACGUGAUGGGCUUCAUCGCGAUGUACGAGGAGAGGUACGGCGCACGCCACCCGGUGUUCUACCAGGGCACGUACAGCCAGGCGCUGAGCGACGCCAAGCAGGAGCUGCGCUUCCUGCUCGUGUACCUGCACUGCGACGACCACCAGGACACGGACAAGUUCUGCAGGGUAACAUUAACUUCAACUGACGUGAUCGAGUACAUCAACACGAACAUGCUGUUCUGGGCAUGCUCCGUCACCACGCCGGAGGGAUACCGGGUGUCUCAGGCGCUGCGGGAAAAUGCAUACCCCUUCCUCGCAGUCAUUGUGCUGAGAGACAACAGGAUGACUGUUGUUGGGAGGUUAGAAGGAUCGCUGGAGCCCCGUGGCUUGCUGGACCACCUGCAGAGAAUCGUGGCAGACAACGAGGCUUCGCUCGUGGCUGCCCGGGCUGACAGGGUGGAGCGCUCCUUCAACCAGACCCUGAGGCAGCAGCAGGACGAGGCCUACCUGGAGUCCCUGCAGGCCGACCAGGAGAAGGAGCGCCGCCGCACCGAGGAGCGCGAGAGGAGGGAGGGGGAGGAGCGGCUGCGGCAGGAGGAGGAGCGCGCUGAGCAGGACCGCAAGGAGGAAAUACACAAACAGAAAGUGGAAUAUUUGACGCGUAUCCCAGAAGAACCAUCCCCAAAUGACGCUAAUGCUGUGCACAUUGUUAUAAAACUACCAAAUGGUUUGCGACUCGAGCGGAGAUUUUUGCAAACUGAUUCGCUUGAGGCCUUGUACUACUAUGUGUUCUGUCACCCGGAGUCUCCAGAUGUGUUUGAGAUAGUAACGAGCUUCCCAAAAAAGGUUCUGCCGUGUUUGCCAUCGAACGACGACGACCACGUUCAGACACUGUCCGAGGCCGGUCUCAAGCGGAGAGAAGUGCUCUUUGUGUACGACCUUGAGGCGUGAUAAAUCGUCACGUGUGUUGGAGUUCUCAUGAUUUCGUUAUGGUUGAAUUAUUUUUAAAUUGUGCCGGUUCAAGUGUGAUCACAUUGAUAACAUUGAAAAGUUGAUAUUUUUUUCUCUUUGGGUGUAGAAGGACAAAAUACAUUAUCUGUAUAUAAUACAGUUUUCUGUGAUUAUUGCUUGAUUUUUAAUUUAAAAUUUUGUAAGUAAUUUAUAUGUUGGUUACAAAGCUGCAGUUGGUUUGAGUAUUUUUAGUGCUGGCAGCAAUAUGUACUUGUACAUAUAUUUUUUUUUUUUAGUUAUUAUAUUAGAGGAAUUAAUGUUAAAAGAACCAGCCAACUUGUUAUCCUAUUGUUUGGAAGAUUUUCCUCAUGUCUUAAGUUCUGCUUUGCCACUGACUAUCUUGUGUGUGAAGAAAAGAUUAUUUGUUGCUGUUUGUGGAAUGUACCUGGCUGUAGCUCAUGGUAUUGUUUUUUUUCGUUUAAUAUUGAUAUUGGUUGUACUUUAAUCAUUUCUUUAUGUUUGUAUGUCUGCAUUUCUCACCGAUAUCUAAUUGCUCAAAUGACAUAUGUAUCAGCUAAAUGUGACAACUGUUUGAAUACAAGUUAUCAUCCAUUGUAUAGUCUUGACUGAAAACAUACUUGUCAUUAGUACGAAUUUUGAAUCUUAUAUUGGUUUUCUGUGUUAGUUGUAUAGUUUAUAUUGAAUGUUAAGCAUUACAUUUCUAAGGAAAGUACACCAGGCAUUUAGUAAUUUUUAUGGACAACACAUUGUAAAGAAAAUGCAAAUUACUUGUGUGUUGCUACUUGUGAAGAAAGGCAAGCGAUCGGACACUUUUGAACAAUGGAUCAUGUAUUAUGUAUUGUUGAUUUAACAUAAGACAAAAAUAGUGUGUUUUGGCUUUUGCAUUUUUGAUGACUUGUUUCUCACAGUAUUGACAUGUCAUUUAAAAUUUCUUAUAAUAAACUUAACAAAACACUUAAA
Molecule: messenger RNA, 2569 nt
Organism: Bacillus rossius redtenbacheri
Lineage: Eukaryota; Metazoa; Arthropoda; Insecta; Phasmatodea; Bacillidae
Gene: Faf2
Product: FAS-associated factor 2
Exons: 8
Coding region: 254-1588 (444 amino acids)
Cellular component (GO): endoplasmic reticulum
Molecular function (GO): ubiquitin binding
Source: RefSeq, a predicted model, not a curated record